AUAUAUCUAUGUCUACCAUAUAUAUGACAAACUGAAUGAAAAGUGUAUAUGAUACUAACAUGACAGUAUUGAAUGGUGGGAAAUCUAUUGAAGUUAGCCAAGUUGCGCGAAUUAGGUAUGAUCUACUAUGAAACGAAUGACAAAACGAUAUUAGCGCCAUGGUAUUAGAAUGAAUGAAUGACAAUGUUAUUAUUUAUUGUUUGGAAUGUUUUCAUUUGUUGAUUUGCUCUGUAUUGUUUUUACUUCAUUAUGAUAAUGAGAUGGAAAUGACAAAUCAUUUAAUAAUGGUACGUUUUUUGCAAAGUACAUUCCCAAACAGUUAUGCUCUUUCCACAAACACGUACAGGUUCUAAGUUCUACGUUCAACAAGAUUUGCAAGUGAUUAUGGCUACCAGCGUGUGUACUGACGUAUACGUAUGGUAGUAUUCGAAAGUAUGAUGUCAAAUGACAUUUAAGCAAAUAGAAACGUAUGUUGUAUACCAUUAAUAUGUGAUAUUCAAUCUACUUUUAUCAAAUGACUGUAAGUUAAUUACUUUGAGUGUACAGAAUCAUUUUACAGAAUGAAACAUAAUAAAUAUAUUUUGUAAAAAUGAUAUCUUUUAUCAGAACUGAUAGUAAGAAUGGAUUAACAUAACUUACUAAAAUUGUUAUUUAUUGUUGUAUAUAUGUGUUUUUAUAAUAUGUUAUAUUUGAUGAACAAAAGUCUUGCCCCAAUUAUAUAUUAGAUUUUUAUGUAAUUUGGGACAAUGGAUAAUCUAUCAGAUUCAUUCAGAGGUGAAUUAGACUCUGUUACAUCAACAGAUUCUCUGCAAUUAGUGGCAGAUGAGUUCUCUAUUAGACAUUUAUCGACACCUGAUGUUUCAAACAUAGAGUUGUCAAAGCGUGUUGCAUUAUUGGAAUUAGAAAAUGAACGUCUUAGAAUGGAUUUAGAAAAUAUGCGCAUAGAACUCAAUGCUAGAAUUGCAGCUAAUGAAGGUCUUAAAGGAAAAAUAACUGAAUUGUAUGUAGAAAUGCAAUUGGUACUUCAAGAAAAACAAAAACUGCAAAAUACUCUAACGGAUGUGAAUAAUCGUUUAGAUGCAUCACAAGCAUCUGCAAAAUGGUAUCAGUCUCAAGUAUAUGGUUUACAAGCAAGCAAAAAAACUCUGCAAUUAGAAGUUGAUACUUAUCAAGGAAUACUGCAACAGAGGCAACAAACUAUAGCAAAUAUAAAUGCUAGGUAUAAACAACUUAAUAUGGAUUAUACUGACCUUCUUCAAAAGCAUCAGAAAGAAAAACAGAAUUUGCAACAUGAAGUACAAAAUUUAAAAAUGCAGAACCAAUCAAAUAAUGUUUCAGAAUCAUUAGAUAUGAAUACAAUAUCUAAUUCCCCUGAUGUAUCUACAAAAUUAGAAUUAACAGAAGAUGAAUUGCGAAAUACAAAAGCAGAAUUAAAAACAUUGGAAAAGCGACUUUUAGGUAAUGAAGUUUCCAAGACAUUAAUGGAAAAUACAUUGACUAAACAGAGAAUAUUGAUUACAACUAUGGAAGGAAAUAUACAAAGAUGUGAAACAGAAAAAAAUCAAACUGCUGAUUCUUUACGUAAAACACAGCUUGAAAUUCAGAAGUUACAUUCUGAAAAUGAAGUAUUGCAGACUACUCUACUUUCUUCCAAACAGGAACAAAGUCAGAUAGAAGAUGCAAUCUUUCAAUUGCGAUUACAGCUAACAAAGAUGAUUGAGCAGUAUAAGCUCCUAAAAUCAAAAAAUACAGAAGCAGAAGAAAAAUUAAAUUCAAUGCAAGAUGUAAUAAAUGAAAAUAAGCGAUUAAAGACGUUAUCAUAUGAAGCUAAUAGUGCUCUUAUUAGAAAAAUUCGACAGGAAAAACGCAAAGUUAAGCAUUUGGAAAAUAAGCUUCAUAGUAUUCAAAUUACGGGACAUUUAAGCAAUAUGAAAAGCAAGAUGGAGGUUUCCUUACAAGAGUGCCUCAAACAGGUUUUAAUGAGAAACAAAGAUUUAAAAGAUCAAUUGAAGGCACUUACAAAAAAUUCAGAUGAAAGUAUUGAUGAAGGAUAUGGUGAUAGCAGUAUUGUUAGUUCUGUUUCUAUAGACAUUCCAUCUCCAAGUUCCAUUAAUCCAGUAUUAUUAAAUACAGCUUCCAGUGUACUGCUACAGUGUAAGGAUUUCUGUAAACCAGUACAAACAGAACUUGACCAUCUACGAUUAAAACUUAAUAAGUUAAAAGAAUGCACCAUAUAGUAUUAAAUUAAUUUAUUAAACAAAUAUUUAAAUAAAAUGCGUAUUAUUAGAAAUUAUGCAAUAUAAAAUACAUAAAAAGUGGUGACUGGAUAUUAAACUAAAUGGUCAUAAGGUUGACUAAAUUGUAAAUACAUUAACUUAUGAUAAAUCUUAAGAUUGCUACAAUUAUAAACAAAAUAAAUUCAGAAUUUGUUUAUAAAAAGUUUUAUUAAAAUUGAACUUAAAUAUACAGUCUUAAUCCGUAAAACGGCAAUACUGUGCUGUAAUUAUGAGAAUAUGUUAAUGAAAACAACCAAUUAUUUC
Megachile rotundata (alfalfa leafcutting bee) is the source of this 2540-nucleotide messenger RNA. RefSeq lists its product as uncharacterized. Lineage: Eukaryota; Metazoa; Arthropoda; Insecta; Hymenoptera; Megachilidae. The record is from RefSeq and is a predicted model, not a curated record.